UAACCUUGGCUUUGCCACAACCCCCAAGAAGAAAAGAAAUGAAAAGAAAAGAAAGAAGAAAAAAAUAUGGCUUAAGAAGACGAGUCUUUUAAGUCUUUAGUCUUUUACAUAGACACACAGACAGAGAGAAACCCGCCAGCUCUUCCCCCAUAUGCUUUCACUGCACCACCAGAAACAACAACUACAUCUCAACCGACCCUUUUAGCUCUAAACCCCUCUCUCAAUCUCUAUGAACAACAAAACCCAUCUUCUCCUUUUCUGUUUCAGCUCCAUAUUUCGAUUCUAGUGUUUGAAAUACAUCACUGUUUGCUCUUUUUUUUUUUUUUUUUUUUUUUUUAUAUAUAUAUAUAUAUAUAUUUUUAUUUUUAUCUCAGUUUGUGAUGUAUUUGUGUUUAAUUUGAAUGAUUCUGAGGUGGGUUUUCGUUCUUUUGUUGAGAUGAGUUCCAUUAUUGGUGUGGCUUUUUCUUGUUUCUUUCUUGCAUGAGUAUCAAGAAAGGAAAAUGUAGCUAAAACAGUGAAACCCAUUAGACAAGAGGUUAGUUCUGUUUUCUGUAGCUAUAGAUCUCGUUCUUGCAUCGAUUGAUUUAAGCAAAUUUUGAGUGGAUUUAGAGUCUACAUUGGGAAGUGGGAAGGAUUGAAGUGAGGUAGAUUGAUGAGAUUGAUGAUAUUGGUAAGAUUUGGCCACACCCCAUGAGGAAUUUAAACUGGUUUAAGCCAAUUUCGAUUAAUGGGAAGCCUGGGAGGAGGCUUUCACUUGGAGAGUACCAACGGGCUGUGUCGUGGUCUAAGUAUUUGGUGUCUUCAGGAGCUGAGAUAAAGGGAGAAGGAGAAGAGGAAUGGAGUGCUGACAUGUCCCAGUUGUUCAUUGGCUUCAAAUUUGCUACUGGAAGGCAUAGUAGGAUUUACAGAGGUGUCUAUAAGCAAAGGGAUGUUGCAAUUAAGCUGAUAAGCCAGCCUGAGGAGGAUGAAAACUUGGCUAAUUUUCUUGAGAAUCAGUUCAUUUCAGAGGUGGCAUUGCUGUUUCGAUUGAGACAUCCCAAUAUCAUCACUUUCAUUGCAGCUUGCAAGAAACCUCCAGUGUUUUGUAUUAUCACGGAGUAUAUGACAGGUGGUUCGUUAAGAAAAUAUCUCCAUCAACAGGAGCCACAUUCUGUUCCGCUGAACUUGGUUUUGAAACUAGCUCUCGACAUCUCACGUGGGAUGCAGUACCUUCAUUCUCAGGGAAUACUUCACAGAGACCUUAAAUCAGAAAAUCUCUUACUCGGUGAAGAUAUGUGUGUUAAGGUAGCAGAUUUUGGUAUCUCGUGCUUAGAAUCUCAAUGCGGAAGUGCGAAGGGAUUCACCGGAACUUACCGCUGGAUGGCACCUGAAAUGAUCAAAGAAAAACACCACACAAAGAAAGUUGAUGUCUAUAGCUUUGGCAUCGUCUUGUGGGAGCUCUUAACUGCAUUGACACCAUUUGAUAACUUGACUCCUGAACAGGCAGCAUUUGCAGUCUGCCAGAAGAAUGCAAGACCACCUCUGCCUUCCGCGUGCCCGCAGGCAUUUCGUCAUCUGAUUAAGAGAUGCUGGUCGAGAAAUCCCGACAAGCGACCUCAUUUUGAUGAGAUCGUUUCAGUUUUGGAAACUUAUGUGGAGUCUUACAAUGAAGAUCCAGAAUUUUUUUGUCAUUAUGUCCCCUCAUCAUCUAGCAGAUGCACUGCUUGGAGAUGCUUACCAAAAUGUAUUACCAAACAAUCAUCUGCUACCUUGAAGCCUAGGAAUUCUUCAUCCUCUUGAAUUCUGUAUAAUUGCCAAAUAUAGCCUUAGGGUAUUAUUAUUAUUAUUAAAAUCAAGGUUGUGAAUUUUUGUGCCC
Messenger RNA from Cucumis melo (muskmelon), 1855 nucleotides. Its product is annotated as serine/threonine/tyrosine-protein kinase HT1. The record is from RefSeq and is a predicted model, not a curated record. NCBI's taxonomy places the organism in Eukaryota, Viridiplantae, Streptophyta, Magnoliopsida, Cucurbitales, Cucurbitaceae. Bases 691 to 1779 code for a protein of 362 amino acids. The transcript is spliced from 3 exons. Gene Ontology annotation, biological process: protein phosphorylation. Gene Ontology annotation, molecular function: protein kinase activity; ATP binding.